This is a messenger RNA of Anisakis simplex (herring worm), 477 nucleotides long. Lineage: Eukaryota; Metazoa; Nematoda; Chromadorea; Rhabditida; Anisakidae. The record is from the annotation of a GenBank genome assembly.
AUGGCUGUGUGGAGGGUUUAUUUAUUUGAUUGGACGAUGCAUUUGCUCGACGACGAGAAAUGGCCCGGCUACGACGACGGUGAUCCAGAUGUGGAACAACUUCUCAACGAGCAAGGAAUCAAGCGGCUAAGAACCUGCCUAAUCCUUCCGGAUCUACCUCCUCCUGCCGUCCAAGCGCCACCACCCGAUGACAACCCCCAAAACGACCCCACCAAUGACAUAUCCUUUGCAUCAACCAAUCAACCACCUCAAAACCAACAACAACAACAACAGCAAACCGCUAAAUUCCUGAAUCUUAAACAACACGAGUCCGAAUCGCCCAGUAACAUCGCCUCACCCGCCCCAUCGGCUAUCUCAUCCCCAGCACCUCCCCCGUCUUCAAUGGCCGAUGCUCCGCAGUCAUCAGUCUCGAAUAUGGCUCCUAGCACUAGCCAUGAUGCUAAGCCAAAGAAAAAACGCACCAAAACAGGUGCCUAG